UUUGGUGAAGGGUGCUGUAGCUGGACAACGAUUACGAGAACUUUGCUGGAGUUGGACUUGUCAGGGUGUGGGGGGACAGACACCUCGUUUCGAGCCAUGGCACAAGCUGUGGAAGCGAACAACACCCUCGGCAUUCUACUCUGCCAAGACAACCACCUGAGCGCUGACACUCUGAUCGAGAUCGACUAUGCCAUGGCUAGACCCAAGAGGCCUGUUCGCGAUCUGGUAGGGCAGGUGCAAAGAUCGAUUGACACACAGAAUUUCCUGUCCAAGGGUGUGGAAACCGGACAGCAAACGAAGGUUGCGGGUGUUCCACACGGAGGAGAGCCGUCUGUACAGCUGGCUCCGGGGCAAGAGACAAGCAUACAGGUUUCCUUCGGACGCAAGGACAACAUCAUCGGAAGCAUUCCGGUGCGUUGCUUGAGGACCUUCCCACUAGUCUAG
Ectocarpus sp. CCAP 1310/34 is the source of this 444-nucleotide messenger RNA. NCBI's taxonomy places the organism in Eukaryota, Phaeophyceae, Ectocarpales, Ectocarpaceae. The record is from the annotation of a GenBank genome assembly.